CAGAUCACUGAGUUCAGACAAAAAGAGGGGUUUUAGGGUCGAGGACGGCGGGCUGGGAGCGGAGGAGCGGGGCCGGGGCUCUCCCUGCGGGGGACGCUUCCUUCCCCAUCGCUGUAGCUCGCGGGCGCCGGGGGUCCUCACCUCGCAGUGCUGGGCGGGUGCUGCGCCUGCGGGGGCGGCUGCUUGCAGGUCUGCGGCGCACACUCCCCGCAUCAGACCCCACUCGCUGCCCUGUUUUCAGGGACGAUCCUAAUUGCCCGGAGUGCUUCGGACCACGAGUGGCCUUGCCUCCCCUUAGACUUUGUAGAGGUAGCGGCUACUUCUGUUUUCCCCCUCGGGCUCCUCGCCCCCGCUGCCUGCAGGGUGCCUGGCGGGCUAAUCAAGUUUGACCUUUUUUUUUUUCCCCCGUCAAAGUAUAUCACCUCCACCUCCGCCGGCUAGGCGGCCUCUCUCUGUCCUUUACGGCCUUGGGGAGUCUCGGACUGCCUCUCCGCGUGUGCCCAGCUGCGUGCAAAGCCGGGGACGCAGAAGCCGGGGGGGGGGGUGUUCCUCAGCUGCAGGUCUGCAGGGGGCGGGCAUCCCAGGCUCCUGCCACGCUGCUCUGGCCCCGAAUUUACCCUCGAAGUCCCGCCCGAGCCCCCUCCCUUUCGCAUCCCUGGAGCCGGGGUUGAACUGCCGCGAGAGGAAUGUGUUAAUUUUCUUACUGGGGGAAGUUGUCCUCGCCCGGAAUGGGCUGUUUUCCGGCGGGGAGCACGGGGUGCGCCUGGCUUUGUUUAUGAAUAGGUUGGACCGAAAGUGAGGGUCCCCGUUUCUAAAAUAGGGAACCUGUCACAAGUGCUAGAGCGCACCGGAAAGAGCAAAUUUUCCUUUUUUUUUUUCCUCCCUGGGGAAUCGUAAGGGGUGCGCAGAGUUGGGUUGGUGCCAUGGGUUGCAAGGAGGUACCAUUAGAUUUGGGGGGUUCUGUAGUGACUCAUCUGGAAAUACUUGCUCCCCUUGUCUCCUGAAAAGUAGGGGGAAUGAAGGUUUGGCAGCCGCACCCUACAAUGCUCCCCGGGACCCUGGGUGGUCUGAGAGUUGGGUCUUCCAGAUGGGAGUACCCAAAACGAGAUGCGGAUUAGGCCCUUGAUCUCGCCUUUCCUUGUGUCCCUUGCUGUUUGGAGCCCUUGGUUUUGUAGCGCGUCCCCCUCCCACCCCACCCCACUCCCCGCCGCGCGGGUUUGCCCAGGAAGCACUAGGGAAGGGGGCGUGUGAUCGCUGGCCCUCGCCCCCGCCCCGCCGGAGCCGCCCCAGGGCCGCGGGCAAACAGAGUCCCUUUCAAGUUUUCCGCUGGGGCCGCCUGGCGGGGGCUGCGAGCGCGGUCGCUGCGGACUUGUUUGGAGCGCGGUUUGAACGCCCAGCGCCACCUCAGUUGUCCCCAUCCAACGGGUUCGGGGUGUACGGUCCUAGGGGUGGACCAUUUAAGUGAGAUGGGUAGGGAGCGCCUAUUAGCCUAAGCUUGACCUGACCCUCUCCUGAAAGACUACGGUUCCUCAAGUUGUUGGUGGAAACCCUUCCCAUCUCCUUUUUGAGAGUAGUAAGAGGAGACUGUCCGUCCUCGUCUACUUCGACUGUAACUGCAUGGUGUUGAUUUAGCAGUUCCUUAGAUGAGAGUCAAGCUGGAGCUUGUUGUUGGGGGGGUAGCGGCGCGCUCUGCAGCUGUGGCCCCCCUCAGAACGGAAACUGCCCUCCUUAGGGAGGAGGGAGGGGUGACAGUUUGAAUUUUUUUUUUUGCCCCGGGGAGGGGUGGGAACAGCUGAGGGAGAUUGGCCUCUGGGUUACUAGUCAGUCCUGGUAGCCCUGUAGGUGCCUCCCCUUGCGUCCUGGUAGGAGCUGGAUUCUCUGGGGGAAGCCCCUAGCUAAGCUUGAGUCGUCCCCCCCCCCCAUCCCCCUUCCAAGUUGGAGCAGAGGGUCUUCUGAAGAAGCCUGGCCCUUGGCUGGCUGGCUUGUUAGUGCUUAUUUAUGUGUUGUGUUUGGGCUCGGUUUCCCCGGCUCAGCAGGUGACCCUGGCCUGGGCCUCCUAUCUCUCCUGUUGACUUACCGGAGGGCCAAUGGCCUCCCCUUUAUCACGUGAGGCCUGGAAUGUCCACCAGGCUGGGCUGAGCUGCGCUGCGCUGCGUGGGGGAAGGGGAGUGGGGAGGGCUCUCAAUCCAAGGCUCAAGCCCCUCACGCUUAGGUGUCCAAGGGCUUCCACCGUGACCCUUUAUUUUUUCCUUUCUGAUACCCAGUUAGUUGGCAAGUGUGAAAUUGAGGCCCAUUUGAGUGUGGGGGCAUGCAUGUCUCAGUAGGUUAAGUCCUACCUUCUUUAGGUCCCCACCUAGAUACUCAUGGGAGCAUGCAAUGCUUCUUCCCAGGAAGAGGGAGAGAGCUUUGGACUGAGUUAAAGCCAAUUGAGUUCCUAGGGUGCGUGGUGAGAUAGAAAAAAAUGGAGGAAUACACUUGGGACAGACCUGGUUCUGCUCUUAAUUCUGUGGGAUGCAGUAAUCAUUUAGUUGCAAGUAAUUCUCUAGCAUUUGCCUUCAGUGGUCUUGGAUGGGGCAGGUUAACCCACUGUCAUUUUAGGUAAUAAAUUUAUUCAGCCUCUGAUGGGUACUGAGCACCUCAACAUUCUGGAGUGCACAUUCUGCCUCCGAUCUGGAGGUGCAGGAGAGUGGAGGAUCUUCCAGCCCCUACCAUUGGUCUCAUUCUAGAGCUGUGUGUGUGUGUGUGUGUGUGUGUGUGUGUGUGUGUGUGUGUGUGUGUACACAUGUGGGAGUGUGAAGUGUCCUUGAGUAUAUUAAUAGUUAAACUCUCACUCAUAGCUGGAACUCACCAGACCACAAAAAAGCCUCCCCCGUUACUCACGCGCUACUGCCCAACAAGAAUAUCCCACUAAAGUUUUUUUCUGCAUUCUCUUACUUCCCUCUUGCUCUGUCCGCUCUCCUCAGGGCACAGCCCACCUUCCCAGGCUGCUGGCAGUGAGAAAGGACUGCCCAUUCAAAGAUCUUGAAAGCGCCGACCCUUCUUCUUCUGCCCCUAAAAUCCAGAGGCAGUUAUCAACUGGCAGAGAUGGGGUUGUGUGGCACUAUGUCUGAUCUAUGUGACAACCUGGAUGGUAGAUCUUUCUUCAAGUCUGUGUUUAGAAUGUGUGUGUCUGAAGAUGUGGAAGAGUAAGAUGUAUGAUUUAAUAUAAAUGGAUGGUUAUGUGUCUGCGUUGUAUACAUUACAUAUUCUAAUGUUAUAUAUACACCUCAUGCACUUAAGUCUGAAAUUGUAUGUCUGUAGGUCGGCCAUGUCCCUAUGUAAUAGAUACGGUAUGUUUCGAGUACUUGGAAUUUUGUAGAGUUUGUGGUUUGUAUGUGUUUGUUUUGAGAUAGGGUCUUACUGCGUAACCCUGGCUGACCUGGAACUUACUAUGUAAACCAGGUUAGUCUUGAACUCAAAAAAUACCUGCUUGCCUCUGCCUCCCAAAUUCUGGAAUUAAAGAUGUGCCCUACCUAACUCCUGGCUCCUAGCUUGUAUCCAUGUAUCUGAUAGAUAUGGAUAGGUGGGCGGGUAGACAGAUAGUGUCAGUCUACUCCUUCAGUGGUAUGUGUCUGGAUUGUAUCUGAGUAAACCUAAGAGUGGACAUUUUUAGGCUGGGUGGGCAGUUAGUUGUCAAUAGCUAGUGUCUUUGUGUUUCUUGUCUCUUUCUAUAAUCCGUUGGCCAUUCUGACUUUCUGAGUCCCUUGCUCCCUGCUUGUGAAGAAGCCCAGAGACUCAAAACCUUCUCCACUCAGCUGUAUUCCCCUCCCCCCAGCAGUAGUAACCAGGCAGUCUCCUGGUCUGCCUGCCUCUGGGAGUUUUGGAAGCUGUGGCGGGAGACAGGCUGGGGCCAGGGUGACAGCACACAUCCACAGCGAUGGCAGCCUGUGAUUAUAAGAAUAAAAGGAUUUUAAGGUCAUGGGUGUUAUUUUAUGUUUCUCCCCUGUGCUGGAGCCGGCGGCAGCAGAGGUCCACAGUAGUGUGUCUGCAGGUUGGUGUAUGCCCCUGUGCAGGUGAACAUCAGUGUGUGUGUGCUUUACCCUAGAGCAUAACCACAUAUGUACAUGCAUGAGCAGAACCUGUGCCAGUCCUUGGGCUUGCCCUGGAUUUUCCAGGGGGUGGGGGGUGAUUCCCAGUUAAACUUCCUGCUGUCGGGCAUCCCACAGAACUGAAACUCUUGACAGUCUUCUAAGGGAGAGUGGUCUAGCCUCAAGCCUUGCUUACUUAAUUUCCUUUCCUCUAGUUGAAUCCUUCAGGCUUCAAGAAUAGCUGAGCCCAGUCACCUGGACAAGGCCACAUCUUGGGGUGUCACUGCCUGCCCCUGGCCCAGCUCCAGCCUCUGUAAUUGCAUUCUGCGGCCUAAUCCCCCGCCAGCUCAAUUAGAUUGCAAAUUCUUCUUCAUUUCCUGCCUCUUGAUGCUGGCCUCCCUCUGGGUUUGCAGGGAUUGGGGGUGGUAGGCAAUCCCAACUUCCCUUCUACUAGCACUAGGGAAUUUGGGAGAGUGAUUAGUUCCUAGCCCUAGAGCUGAAGUCAGAACCCCUGGGGACUAGACAGGGUUCCACUAGCCCUUCAGAGCCAACUACAGAAUCCUUCUGUCCAGAAGCAGGGUCUCUUUUAGCUGGUACAGGCCUACCUGUGGAAUAGGCAGAUCCCUUUAGUCAGAUUCCUAGGCUGUACCUUGUCCCUGGCCUCAGUAGGCUGUGCCCCCUCCCACAGCAGCUACCACUUACCUAGCACAGCAGUUAGGAUUCACUAUGUGGCUCAGGCCAGCCCUUACACUGGCCCAGACCCUUCUAUCUUUGCCUUCCCAAGUACAGGGACAAAUGUGGCCAGUUCUUCAGCCAUCGCCUCCCUUUCCACCUUCUUCUGAUGUCUGGUCCCAGCCAUAAUACUUUUAGGGGCCCAUAGGCCCACCCAGGCUUUCUACUGGCUCCCCCUAAUAACCAUCCCUGGACUCAUCAGACCUGGUUGUGAGUCCUGACCACUACAUGGUUGACUGUAUGGCAUACUGACGGACAGAUUUUAUCUCUACCAACCUGUUUCCUUAUCUCUGAGAUGGGUCAAUAAGUGGCUCCUUCCUCAUGAGACCAGUUUUAGAUUGAAUACAAGGAUUGGGCAUGAGGAGAGGGCCUAGAUUCGUCCACUCAGCAAUCACAGAAGUUGACCCCUCUUUGGGGGGGGGUCGUUUGUUUGUUUGUUUUCUUAAGACAGGCUCUGUAGAGAUAGCCUCAGCUGCCCUGGAGUCACUAUGUAGAGAUAUGUAGACCAACCAGGCUGACCUCAAACUGGAGGAGAUCUGCCUGCCUCUGCUGGAAUUGAAGGCUUAGAAGUGGCAUUUAUAGUAUAGUAUUUAUAGUAUUAAGAACUAUUUUCAGUGAAUUGGGGUGGGGAGGACAACCUAUAUCUCUAAUAACCAGGGAUGUGACCUUCUGCCUUACUCUCACCACACUGGAGUUUAUCUUCCCCAUCUGCAAAGUGGACCGAUGGGACUGGCCUCAGGGCCCCCAAAGGCCUGUGGGAUGCUUAGCCCCAUGGGCUCCCACAUGGUAUUUGCUCUCUCCUUUCUUUCCUCACAUUAAGCCUGGUGUGGGUGGAACUACGCAGACACAGAGGGCAAGGGGCUGGCCAAGGUCAUGAGGUUGGUAAUGGGGCCAGGGAAUGGCCUGCUGGCUCAGCUGAGCUGUGAGGCACAGCCUUCCCUCCCCGCUGGUCACUGAAAAGUGGUAUGGUAGCUUGCUUGCCUGGUUGUUGUUGUUGUUGUUUCUCCUCCUCUUCCUCUUCCUCCUCCUUUCCUUUUUUUUUUCCCCUGGGAAGGGGAGUCCAUCCCCUCUUCUCCCAAGAGACACCCAUGACAGCCACUGAGCUGACAGUCCUCCUGGCUUUAAUACUGGGGUGACUGGAAGCUCUGGAAGGCUGGCUGGGCCCAGCUCAGCCUGAGGGGAGAGGGAACUAUAAAGUUCUUCCUAUUACCAGUCCCCGUGGCCCCUCCCGCCCUCUGCGUGUCCUCUGUUGGACAGACUGUGACAGAGGUGGGGGCUGCUUUCAGCCUCAGGCUCCCCUAUCGCUUACUGGCUAGUCUUCUGAAUUCUAUGACCUCUGUCACUCACUGGCCUGGGCUCUUUAAUAUUUCAUAGCCCUUCAAGUCGACCCCCUGCCCCAGCCCACAGGGCCCCCUUUGUCUGCCCUGCCCCCCAUCUUUGUCACUGAGUUACUGACCCAGAGGCUGUCUCUACCUUCUGGCACUGUGACCGCCCCUGUUGCCUUCCCUGUCUUUCUUGACCCUCCUACUCUACACCUCCACUGGCCACACGCACACCCCUCUGAUCUCUCCCUGGCAUCUCUGACUGUCUCAUCUGCUUUUCCUCCAUUUUCCUCUUUUGUUGGUCUCCCCUUCCCAGUGGAACAGAAACCGUGGCAACUGGUCUGCCUGCCUGUCCUUGCGCCCUCCGCCCCUUCCUGCCCCCUCCUCCGGCCGGCCGGUCUGGCUGGCUGGCUGGCUUGAGAGCUGGUUUUAUUUAUUUUUCUGUUUGUUUGGGAAGAGGGCAGUGGCAGCCCGAGGCCUGGCUGCUGCACUCGCUCCGCUUAGAGCAGUGGGCAGGCAGCCCUGAUGGCCUCCCAGGAAUGUGGCUGGGACGCCCAGAGCUGUAUUUACUCCCCUCCAGCUGCUGGGCUCAACAGGGCAGAGCCAGGCCUGCCCAGUGGCCCCUGGGGAGCCUUGGACUCACUCUGUCCUGUCUGGCAGACCCCACGUGGCUUUUGGGGGGACCAAUCCCUCCCUUGCCUCUGACCUCCUCCGACCUCCUCAGGCUCUCCCGGUCUGCCAGCAGGAAUACUUGUUUGCCAUGCUGGAAUAAGCCUACAGUGAGGGUACUGGGGGCCUGGUACCCAACAGCCACCCUAUCUCCCAUCGAGGGGCCUAACUAACCCUAGGCCUGUAAUCUCCUGGCCAGAACUAUGCAAAACAUCACUCGAGGCCUCUCUCAUUGGGUCUAGUGCCUGUGCUUGGCACAGUCCCCCAGCUCUGCCCAGAUGAUGGGCAGGGGUGCGUGAGGAAGGUACAGAACCAGAGUAGCUGGACCCCUCAGGGCCCUCACCCAGGCCCCAUGUGCACACAUCUCAGUGGUUCCAUACACACUUGAGCAGUGAGACCUGCUUAGUCACAAGCACUACUGGGUUGUACUUCCUGUCAGUAACUCCCUCAUUCAUCAGAUGCUUACAAGGGUUUUGAGCCUGCUCGCUGCCAGCCUUGCAAAUGGGUUGUGGCAGUGGCUUCAUUGUGUACCCCAGUGCCUGGCACCAUGUAAGUGUUUGAAAGGUUUUAGCUAUUGUCAUCAGACCCUGCCCCCAAACAGAUAUGAUAAAACCUAGCCCACCCUAAGCCCCUGAGUGAUGCUACUGUGUUAGCAUCCUCCUGGCCUUUCUUUGCUGUUAAUCCCACUGUAGACUUGGGAGUUGGGUGUUGUUUGUACCUAACUGUAUACAAGUGAGGGAAGUUAGAGUCUGUGACUUGACACUGACAACUGAGUUGUAUGCCAGGCCAUGAGGACCCUAAGGACCCUCGAGUUGGUCAGCGUGUGAUAGUUUUUUCUGCACCUUCCACUCUGCCUGAAUGUUUACCAAACAUGAGCCUGCAGUCCUCUCCACCACCCUGACUCCAUCAGCCCAGCAGGGAAAAAGGCUGGUUGAAGAGUUGGGUAAAUGAAUGAAUGAACUGGCAGUGGGAGUGGACUUUCCCAAUGUACACUGGGGUGCAGGGGUCGGGGUGGGGGUGUAGAUGGGCGGUUAUGUGGCUCGGUGAAGCAUUGUGGGAAGUGAAGUGCUGAGUGGCCAGGACUGAAAGAUGUGACCAAAGACCAACAACCUGCUGGGCGGAAACCGGUGUGCAAGUCACAGCUUUUCCUUGGACCUCAGUGUUUCUGUCUGUCAAUUGGACUCCAAUUUGGAGUUUUUUUGGCUGGCUACCAGCUGGCCUAGACUGGGGCCAGCCUGGGAGGUGAAGGGACUGUGGUGGGAAGCAGGAAGCAGUGGGUGGUGAAGACAGGAAGAUAAAGCCAAGAGCUUGGCUUGGAACCUGAGAAGCAGGGAGACCAGUACUGACCUGAUGUGGGCUUGGCCCUCCCUUUGGGGGCGAGCACAGGCUCACAACCCCCAGCUACGAACUCUAGGCCCAGCAUAAACUCAUUUCCUGACAUCUGUGCAGUGAGUGGCCCUGUGCGCCAGGAGGAGGUGGCCUGUCCCUUGGGGUUACACUGGUUCCUCCCCCAGCCCAUAGGGCACCCCAGCUUUGUCAUCUCCUGAUGACCCAGCCCCUCUCCUGCCUAGCCCUCUUCCUUAAGGCUUCGUGGGAGAUUGGUAGGAGAUGGAGGUGGGUUGGGCACAGCAGGCCCUUCCCAGAGCUGAAGGACUCUGGCAGUCUAGGAUUUUAGUGACAGGAGUCUAGGAUUAUAGACUGUUCGCAGUGAAAAGCUGUUUUAAGUUGGGGCUCUUGUCGUGUUGGGGUUCUAGAGUCACCAACGAGUAGGUUUUCCCGUGGGAAGGAGGCACGAACGGUCAUGCUCUGAACACUGGAGCGUGGGGCUGGCAUUGGGGGCUUUCCUGAGGUUGCUGAGCCGGGAGACCUCAAGGGACACGAACCUGUCCCAGGGACUGAAAGGCCAGUUCCACAUGUAGCGGGUGGGCCCUGGGCCCAGUCAGGCAGCAAGGGGCUGUGGCUGGCCUGCAGACACAGGAGGGGCCCUCCCUGUGGCAGCCUGCCGCCUGCUGCCCACGCUUGCUUCCCGAGGCACCAGUGUGAGGAGGAAACUCAGGCUGUUGCUUCCAGCGACAGCAGGCAGGGCCGGGCGGCUUCCCAGCUCCCCCUCUGACUCAUGGCUGCCUGCAGCUCCCCUCCCCUGGGGUCCUCAGCAACCCCAUCUGUGCAAUGGGGAGAGGAGGCUUUGUCCCACAGUAUGUGGUUCACUGCCACGGUGAGGCCAGGAAUCUUCCCAGGACCAUGUUAAGCUGUGGGAAGUGACAGAAUGGUCCAGAAGAGCCUGGGACACUGGCCUCCAGCCACUGAGGUCUCUCCUCUGUUCUCCCCGUUAGUUUGGGAAAGGUAUGGCUGGAUUCCUGAGCGAAAGAUGUAGGUUUAUGGAGUAGAUAAGAAAGAAAACUGAUCGGUUUCACAGUAAGAUAGGUUAGGAAGCCUGCCCCUCCCCUUCAAGGGACUCCUUCAUGGCUUCAGUAUGCCCAUCUGUGAAAUGGAUCAUUUUAUCCCACAAGUCAAUGUCUACAACUAGGUCCAGUCAAGUGGCACAUCUCCCAGGGAGAGGGGAGUCCUUGGCUGCAGGAAUGGGGUAGGGGAAUCUGAUUGGGUCACAGGGGUAAUUCCUAGGCAGUGGCCGAAGGAAAAUCCCAGCUGCCGUCCUAGAAGACUUGACAAGCUGGACAGGAAGCAGCAGUGAGCAGACUUGCGUCCCGGUUCCCCCCCACCCCCCAGGCCUACAUGGAGUCAUCCUGAGCCUGGCAGCUGGGUGGGUGUGCCCCUCACGGCAGGAGAGCUGGAACGCACCCCCCCAUGCUCUGUAAAGGGGGGCUAUGACUGCCAAGAGGGGUUGGGCCCUCAUCCAGAUUUCAGAGCCUUCUGAUGCCCUCAGCUAUGUCCUGAGGUAUUACUACCUGUGGGGGGGGGGUAGCGGGGUGGCACGGAGUGGCAGGUGUGGUUUCAUUUGUCCAGGAGAAUGGGAAACCCCUGGAAUGGCCUCCUAAGAGGGUGAGAGAUCAGAAGGGAUGUAGGCAGCUGCCACCCAGACAGACUGGCUUGCUCACAGUACCCUCCCCUGUCCCCCACGCUCAGGACCAGGAACUGGGGAUAGCGUUGUGUGAAUUGAGACUGGUCUCUCCGGUCCUCUCUUCCCCGCCCCAACUGUCCACCAGGCUCUGGGCUCUGGUCCCUUCGCAUCCCUGGCUGCGUCUGCAGAACCCCCUGGGAAGAUGGGAGGAGGCACAGCAAGCGGGCGCAGAACAGCGGGCGCCUGCUCAGCCAAGUGUUUUGCACGAGCUGUCAGAGACAGACAGACCCAGAGAGGCGUUCACUGGCCCAAGGUGACACAGACCAUCCAUCCUUCCCUCUAUACCCGUGUGGAGCCAGUAUGAAGAGAGUAAAGACGAUUCCACGUGGACACCUGAUCAUGCGCCUACCCUGAGUGAGGCCCUCCAGGCAUCUGUAUUGUGGGCAGCCGGGCUACACGCUCAACUCUGAGCCCCCAGCAGCAGUUUGCAGGCUCUCCCAGCAGCGGGGUCUGGGCCUCGGCCCCACCAUGUCGAGCCUCGGCGGUGGCUCCCAGGACGCCGGUGGCAGUAGCAGCAGCAGUAACACCAGUAGCAGCAGUGGCAGUGGCCAAAAGGCAGGAGGAACAGACAAAAGUGCCACGGUGGCUGCCACGGCACCGGCCUCCGUGGCAGACGAUGCCCCGCCCCCUGAGCGUCGGAACAAGAGUGGAAUCAUCAGUGAACCCCUCAACAAGAGCCUGCGUCGCUCCCGCCCACUCUCUCACUACUCCUCCUUUGGUAGCAGUGGUGGCGCCGGAAGCAUGAUGGGAGGGGAGUCUGCUGACAAGGCUGCCGCAGCCGCAGCCUCCCUAUUGGCCAACGGUCAUGACCUGGCUGCGGCCAUGGCGGUGGACAAAAGCAACCCUACCUCAAAGCACAAAAGUGGUGCUGUGGCCAGCCUGCUAAGCAAGGCAGAGCGGGCCACAGAGCUGGCAGCCGAGGGACAGCUGACACUGCAGCAGUUCGCACAGUCCACGGAGAUGCUAAAGCGAGUGGUGCAGGAACACCUGCCACUGAUGAGCGAGGCGGGUGCCGGCCUGCCCGACAUGGAGGCUGUGGCCGGCGCCGAAGCCCUCAAUGGCCAGUCCGACUUCCCUUACCUGGGCGCUUUCCCCAUCAAUCCAGGCCUCUUCAUCAUGACCCCAGCCGGUGUGUUCCUGGCUGAGAGUGCGCUGCACAUGGCUGGCCUGGCCGAGUACCCCAUGCAGGGAGAGCUGGCUUCUGCCAUCAGCUCGGGCAAGAAGAAGCGGAAACGCUGCGGCAUGUGUGCGCCCUGCCGGCGGCGCAUCAACUGCGAGCAGUGCAGCAGUUGUAGGAACCGAAAGACUGGCCAUCAGAUUUGCAAAUUCAGAAAGUGUGAAGAACUCAAAAAGAAGCCUUCCGCUGCUCUGGAGGUAACAGCACCGUAGAGGGAGGUGUGCGGGCUCUCCCAUCUGUCUGGCGGUCCAUACCUACCCCUGAGUCCUGGAGCCCACCUUUCCUGCCUGCAAGUGUGGGGGAUACCCAGCCCCUAGGGCCUGGAGGUCUGGCUGCAAGAUACCUGUUCACUGCCCUAAAAGUCAGAGCCACAUCCUGAGAUGCCAGCAAGCCAUGGUUUGCAGGUAGGGGCCUGGCGUUCCCAGUGAGGCCCUGGGACUCUGAUGCCCCUCCUAGGGCCUGUGUCAGAUAUCUCCACAUAGGUACCAAGUUUCUAUCUCCUAGACAUGUCCUAAAGCAUCUAGUCUGUAACCUAAGACUGGUUUUGUCCCUAGCCCCAUCUGAGGGGUUUUAUCUAUGGACCCUGUGGCCUUGAGAAGAGUCAUGUGUUGUUAAACUCCCAACCCCACCCUGCCCCCACCCCCAACCAAAGCUCCCCAAGAUAGAGCAGAGCAGUCUCGGUGCUGGCUGCCCUGCCUGCAGGUGGGAAGAGGCAGCUCAUUCAUAACUGAGCUCGGUAUACCUGCAGGGAUAGCCUGCCCUUGUAGCAAGCAGAGCCUGGCUCUGUGUCCCAGCUGGGAUAAACUAGCUGAGUUCACAAGCAGCUUUGCAAGUUGCCAUUCCUGCCCACCAGUCUCCACUCCUCUUGCAAGUAGGCCUGACUCCAUAAUGGUUGGAACGGCAUCCUAGUCAAGGCCUUUUGGCCACCUUUCUGACCGCAGCCUCUCGUGUGUCUUGCUUACCUACCAGCACACCAGGGCACCCACUCCAGUGCGGACACCCAUGUGGACACCCGCCCUGUAGGCAUCCCCUCAUCAUAGACUUGGCUGCUUUCCCGUCACAUGCACAGAGCAGUGCUCACACUCACUUGGCAGACUGCAGCUGUGGCCCCAGGUAGACUACAGCCACCUGGUGCUAGGUGCCUUUGGGCACCUGAGUGGCUCAGGAGGCCUCUGGGUGCUCUGGGCCUUUGGGUAGCCCAGCGGGUCAUGGCUUCUUCUUUGGCCAACCUGGCCUGGCCAAGAUGACAGGAACUCAUCCGGGUAACUGGCCAUUCGUUCUCCAUGCCCGUUCCUCCGUCAUUGAGCCGGCCACGGGGAGCAUCUUGCACCAGGCCCACCGGGACCCUGACUGAACUCUCUCCUUGUUUUUGUCUCCCGCCCCACCAGAAGGUGAUGCUUCCGUCGGGAGCUGCCUUCCGGUGGUUUCAGUGAUUUCAGUGACGGCCGGGAACCCAAAGCUGCCCUCUCCGUGCAAUGUCACAGCCCGCGUGGUCUCCGGCAAGGGAUUCGGGCGAAGACAAACGGAUGCACCCGUCUUUAGAACCAAAAAUAUUCUCUCACAGAUUUCAUUCCUGUUUUUAUAUAUAUAUAUUUUUUGUUGUCGUUUUAACAUCUCCACGUCCCUAGUAUAAAAAGAAAAAGAAAAAAAAUUUAACUGCUUUUUCAGAAGAACAUCAACAAACAACAAGAGAGGUAAAGACGAAUCUAUAAAGUACCGAGACUUCCUGGGCAAAGAAUGGACAAUCAGUCUCCUUCCUGUGUCAAUGUCAAUGUUGUCUGUGCGGGAGAUGCUGUUUUUGUGUAGAGAAUGUAAAUUUUCUGUAACCUUUUGCAAUCUAGUUACUAAUAAGCACUACUGUAAUUUAGCACAGUUUUAACUCCACUCUGAUUUUAACUUCCUUUGAUUCUUUCCAACCAUGAAAUAGUGCAUAGUUUGCCUGGAGAAUCCACUCACGUUUAUAAAGGAAAUGUUGAUCGCACCGUGUAGAAGCCCCCUCUGUAUCCGUUCACGUGUGCAGAGCGGCCAGAGCCCACUGGGACUGGGAGUUCCUGACCCAGGCCCGACCAUGUCGCACCCAUCGUCCCCUGACUGGGACGCCCCCGCCCCAACAGUGACGGAUUUUUGGAGAGAUGAAAAUUCUAUUCAUUUGUUGAUCCGCUGAGAUCUGGGGAGCCCACAUCUCAGUAUUUCUGAUCCUGGCUACUUCCCCUAGAAAAAAUGAGCCCUCUUUUUCCAGCCUUGCUCACAGCAGCAGAAGAAAGGGCUUCUUUUCGUGGUCCCCUGCUGGUAGGGGUGGGUGCCCAGGGGCCCCCUGCCCGUGGCCAGCUCCCUGCUGAGGAACAUGCUGUUUGUAUUGUUUUAGGAGACCAGGCUGUUUUGUGAAUAAAACUGAAUGCAUGUUUGUGUCAUGAUAA
Messenger RNA from Rattus norvegicus (Norway rat), 13463 nucleotides. The record is from RefSeq and is a predicted model, not a curated record. NCBI's taxonomy places the organism in Eukaryota, Metazoa, Chordata, Mammalia, Rodentia, Muridae.